Messenger RNA from Mollisia scopiformis, 666 nucleotides. RefSeq lists its product as uncharacterized. NCBI's taxonomy places the organism in Eukaryota, Fungi, Ascomycota, Leotiomycetes, Helotiales, Mollisiaceae. The transcript is spliced from 2 exons. The record is from RefSeq and is a predicted model, not a curated record. The coding region runs from base 1 to 666 and encodes 221 amino acids.
AUGGCAUCUGCGAUAAAUUUUGGUAACAAUAACGCCGGCUUCCAAGCCGGGAUCAUCAAUGGUCCAGUCAAUACGCAGUUCCAUCACUAUAUCCCUACUGCUGUCUCUCCACAAGCCUCAACAAAUAUCCUCAUCAUGUCAUCUGACCCUCGAAACACAGACCGUCUUCGGCUUGGCACCGAACGCCGCGAGUUGGAAGAUGCUCUGCGUGAUACACGAUAUGGAAAGUCAUUUAAUCUCUACGAUAUCUGGAGUUGUCGAGUACGAGAUAUUACGCGCGUGUUGGAUCGAUAUGAACCGAAUAUACUCCAUUUCAGCGGUCACGGAAGUAAUUCAGCGAUAUUCUUUGAGAGAGACGACGGUGAAGCCAUAGCCGUAGAUAAGAACGCUCUUGGGGCUUUGCUAAGAACACAAAAGGGGCUAGAUCUCGCCAUACUAAAUGCUUGCUACUCUCGCGACCAGGCGCAAGCCAUUGCGGACGCAGUCGGAUAUGCUGUUGGAAUGGAGGGUGCCAUAGACGAUGAGGAAGCAAUUGAAUUUUCUCGCGAGUUCUACAGAGCGCUUGGGGACGGACGUUCAUUCGAAGAUGCAUUUGAGAGAGCCCAGUUGGCAGUAGGUUUGACAUCGAAUUUAAGACUACAUCUCCUAAAGCGAACUCAGAAUUAG